AUAUAUAUAUAUUCAAUUCAUUGGCAAUGGUGGUGACUCUGAAACCACAAAUUAUUAGUCUGACCAACAAUGUACGUCUGCUGUUGUUGAUGGCUCACAAACAUGGGAGAAAUGAAGAGCUGGUUGUGGUAAGAUGCUUUUAUGCACAAAACUAGUGAAUGGGUGCUUUUAUGCAUUUUAGCCAUGACGAAGGUUGAGUCCAUGACUUCAUGCCGCUUGCCUUUUGUCCAAGAUUUGGGCAGAAGUAUAAACUGAAUCUCCAUUUUCUAUUGGUGAUGGGAACUAUUGGCUCAAUUAUCAAUGGAAGACAUUGGGAUUUGCAGAGUUUCUGUACUUCUGGAUCAAUGUUGAUCAAUGUUCAACGAAAAGGUGGCAUCCUACCUAUCAAAUAUUAUCUCUUUAUGGAGAAAGCUUAUGUUUUCAUCCCAGUUUUGAAGAUUAUGUCUAAGCUCCUGCUUUCCCUAUCAGCUUCUACAGGAUCGUUGAGUUGCAAGAUUGCGACCUCUCUGGAAAUUGGUGGUAAUAUUGCUUCGAUUGCCAUGUUGCAGACUGUCAUUUAUGUUUGCACGGAUUUCUUUCUCUUAUUUUUCUAAUAAGAAAGGAAAUUGUGCCCACCAUUUUUUUGUUGUUAUUCUUCCUCUUGUCAAUUACUGCUAGAAUUUGCUUGUUUUUUAUCCCUUCUUUUUCAUCUGCUUUCGAGUUGGGUUUACUGUGUAGUUGAGUUCAGCUUUUACUGCUGUUGUGAUUUGUUCUGUGUUAUGUUUUCAUGAAUUCACAAAUUAAAUUUUGCCAGUCAGUUCUCAA
Amborella trichopoda is the source of this 804-nucleotide messenger RNA. Lineage: Eukaryota; Viridiplantae; Streptophyta; Magnoliopsida; Amborellales; Amborellaceae. The record is from RefSeq and is a predicted model, not a curated record.